CCAACACGCUAACUGCAUAUUAAAAAAACCCUAGCACCUCCCAGUAAAAUUUACAGACCAGAGCUAAAAAUAUUAAAAACCGUAUGGAAAUGGCUGUAGGUAAGGCGUUUCUGAUGUUUUUUCCCAGAAAAAAAAAACCUAACUUUUAGGUACCUAAGAAGAGUGCAAUCAGUACAAGAAGCUUUGGGUAGAAAUUUAGGUACUGUGCAUUUGAAGGGCAGGUCUGAAGGUAGAAAUUUAGGUGUCAGAGAGGGAAUACCUGCCCCCAUACCUAAUAUGACGAGAAUUUUAAAUGAUUAAGAAGAAGAUCUGUAAUUAGCUUAGUCGCUUAACAAUGGGCUACAACAAAAAUUAUUGCUUUAAAAAAAAUGUGGCUGUGCCGACCGUUGUUGAGUCCCGACUGUGCGGGGGACAACACAAACGUACUGUGCAUGGCAGAAGUGACGCAUUUAAUGCACUUUUGUCAUUCACUGGGCAGCGGGCAGCGGGCAGCGGGCACGCCAUUUUUAUAGCAUUCAUUCACUCCUUCCCCUUUCUCUGAACACUGCACACGCGAUCGCGACACUGCACGCAUAGUCGGUCGUCAUCUUUCUCGUGUGCUCCGCAGAUACAAAAUGCCCAAAAUUUAGUACAAAAUUUAAUCUUGUACAAUAUCUCCCCGCACUCCCAGCUAGCAGCCUGUUUUCAUGUCCUUCCAGUUCAGCUGAUUCAAAUGAAAGAUGCACUGGAGGAGUUGAGUUGAGUUGAGCUGAGCUGAGCUGAGCUGAGCUGAGUGAGUAUUUGGAUUUCCUAUGGUGGGGAUGAAGAUAAUGAGGAUUUAUCAGUGUGGUCGCCAAACAGUGCGAGUUAUAGAGCCCGACGGCCAAGUCAGGCAGCUCCACCUGCCCGCCGCCGUUGCAGAUCUGCUCCGCCUCCACCCUCACCAUUGUGUGAGUCACGCGGGCGGAGGAGCCAUUCUUCCGCUCGAAACGCAGCUCGAGAGCGGAGGAAUAUAUUUGCUUUCUCCCCUGCCGCGCCUCUUUCCAACCUCCGCCUCAGCCCCACCGCCGCUGCCCGGGACCUGCCCUUGCUUUGCCCAGCCGCCCGCGGAGGAGGAGGACGACGACAGGAGGGCUUUCAUCAAGUGCGGCCCAUCGAUCUGGUCCGGAAAGCGCCACUGGGCCUUUUCUAAGAUCUCCCCCGAGGGCGUUUCGCUCCGCGAGGCCGCCGGCGCCGCCGGCGGAGGCGGUGGCGGCGGUAAGGGCGGCGCCGCCGUGGUGAAGCGCAGCAGGGUUUGGGAGCCUUCGCUGGAGAUAAUUGUGGAGGACGAUGACGGAGUUUCUUUGGAAGGAGAUACAACAAUGACGGUAACGCGCACACGGAACGGCGUGAAGAAUUCGGCGGCCAAGCUUUCAAGAGACCGCCGCACCAGUUGCAGGGGACGGCAAUGAUCAUGCGGUGUAUCUGCCCCGUUUUCACAAUUUGUUCCAGUUAGGGUUUUGUAAUGCAAAAUUGUUGCCCUAGGCCCAACAAUGGAAAUGGAAUCUCUUUGUACUUGGAAAUAUUUGUUAUGGUGUUGUAGCACUCGUAUAUAUGCGCUGUGUAAUGACUUGUGAGGGUUUAACUCUGUAGAUUUAUGCAUUGUAGUUUGUAAGUAUAGAGCCCGUCUCAUCUUAAUUCAUCUCUGGUGAGCAAUCAAGCUAUAGCUCUGUUUUCCACGUUGUUGCAGUUUUUCUGAAACCCAUCUCAUCUCAAUUCAUCUCUGGUGAGCAAUCAAACUAUAGCUCUGUUUUCCAUGUUGUUGCUUUUUUUCUCAAACCCGUCUCAUCUCUGCAAUCAAGCUAUAGCUCUGUUUUCCAUGUUGUUGCACUUCCUUCUGAAACCCAUCUCAUUUCUACAAUCAAGCUAUAGCUCUGUUUUUCAUGUUGUUGCACUUCUGAAAUUUUGCAACAGGUAAGAAACCAAUUCAUUCCUUGUCAGAGAAUUUAUGAAGGCCAGGUAAGUUAAAGCACCAGUGGCAUUAACUGUGUACGUUUUAUCCAGAGCUCUUUAAUGGUUUUGGUAUUUAAAUUUGUGUAACUUUUACGGUGGUCACGGGGAAUGGAGCCCAUUAUUUGGCUUUCUCCAUGUGUGGGAAGAUUUGGAUGCAAGCUUUAGAGCCAGGGAGUUGGGUAAAGGUAACAGAAAGGAAAGAAAAACAAAUUUGUAGCAGGGCGGAGUUGUUGAGAAAGAUAGUGCUACCUAACAUAUGCUGUGGAAAUCCUCCGUGUGGUGUCAGAUUCUUCUGAACAUGUUCUUUUUAUAUCAGUAUAAGUUUGUCUGGUGUGAGGUAUACAGUUCCAAGCUGUCUAACUACCCACUCCUUAGGCUGCUGAUUCAAGAACAAGACAUGCAUACAGUUCCAAGCUGUCUAACUACCCACUCCGUCUGUCUGUUCCAUUGGAGUCACUCAUCCAGCAUUGGAGUCAGUAAUCCAAUAAGUAGUGUAUAUUUUAUUAGGGAGUGUGCAGGAUUGAAAGAGAUGGAGAUCUACUGUGGCUCAUCACGUUAUUGAGAACCCAAAAGAGGGAAAAAAUACCCACGGCUUUUACAGUUCAGGAAGAGAUUGAAAAGCUCAUUCAUGUGCACUUGUUUAUGGGAUCUCUCACUGUUCUUCAGUGAGUAUUUUGAAUGUGAAAUGUCUGCGUUUUGCACAGAUUCUUGGAA
This is a messenger RNA of Cryptomeria japonica (Japanese cedar), 2685 nucleotides long. RefSeq lists its product as uncharacterized. The transcript has a single exon. The record is from RefSeq and is a predicted model, not a curated record. Lineage: Eukaryota; Viridiplantae; Streptophyta; Pinopsida; Cupressales; Cupressaceae. The coding region runs from base 792 to 1430 and encodes 212 amino acids.